Molecule: messenger RNA, 1176 nt
Organism: Fraxinus pennsylvanica
Lineage: Eukaryota; Viridiplantae; Streptophyta; Magnoliopsida; Lamiales; Oleaceae
Source: the annotation of a GenBank genome assembly
AUGUGGCAGAGAGUCACCCAGUUGCCCCUAAUCCGAUGCGUUUAUCCAGGAGGCCCUCAAUUAGUUUCCUUCUGCAUGCACUAUUGUCAACAACUUGAAGUUCCGGAGGGAACACUGAAAAAAAGGCCAAAGGAUGGAGAUUACCAAUGUGCUGAGGACCAGUGGACUCUGGCUGAGAACAGAAAUGCAUUUUCGAGAAUUCUGUUUAGGCCCCGCAUUCUUAUUGAUGUUAGCAAGAUUGACAUGACCACCAGUGUCUUGGGUUUCAACAUUUCAAUGCCGAUCAUGAUCGCACCAACUGCUAUGCAGAAAAUGGCUCAUCCUGAGGGAGAGUAUGCUACAGCUAGAGCCGCAUCAGCAGCGGGAACAAUCAUGACACUGUCAUCAUGGGCCACGUCUAGCGUUGAAGAAGUUGCUUCAACCGGACCUGGCAUUAGAUUCUUCCAGCUUUAUGUUUACAAGGAUAGAAAUGUUGUUGCACAGCUUGUGAGGAGGGCUGAAAGAGCAGGUUUCAAAGCUAUAGCACUUACAGUGGAUACACCUAGAUUGGGACGCAGAGAAGCUGAUAUCAAAAACAGAUUUACUUUGCCACCAUUUUUGACACUGAAGAAUUUUGAGGGAUUGGAUCUUGGGAAGAUGGACGAAGCUGAUGACUCCGGAUUAGCUUCAUAUGUUGCGGGCCAAAUUGAUCGUUCUCUGAGUUGGAAGGACGUGAAGUGGCUACAGACAAUUACUUCACUGCCAAUACUGGUAAAGGGUGUGCUCACUGCAGAGGACACAAGGCUGGCUCUUGAGAAUGGAGCAGCUGGUAUUAUUGUAUCCAAUCAUGGAGCUCGCCAGCUUGAUUAUGUCCCGGCCACUAUCAUGGCUCUGGAAGAGGUUGUGAAAGCUGCACAAGGCCGCGUACCAGUAUUCUUGGAUGGAGGGGUUCGCCGUGGAACAGAUGUCUUCAAGGCAUUGGCACUAGGAGCCUCUGGUAUUUUUAUUGGACGACCUGUGGUUUUCUCAUUGGCUGCCGAAGGAGAAGCUGGUGUUAGAAAAGUACUCCAGAUGUUGCGUGAUGAAUUUGAGCUGACAAUGGCAUUGAGUGGUUGCCGUACGCUAAAGGAGAUCAGUCGCAACCACAUUGUAACCGAGUGGGAUGCUCCUCAUGCACUUCCAGCUGCUAGGCUAUAG